CAGGCAGCUUGUUGCGUGCUAGUGUUAGUCGAUGUAACCUGGUGAUCUAGUAGAUACUAGAAUAGAGACGGUUACUUAACUUGAUAGGUAAAUGGAGAUACUUGUCUUUAAUACGCAGUUUGUUGAUAUCCCCAAAACACUUGUUCGCCUAUUCCUAAAAGGUAUGUCUACCUUGCUCUUGCUCACCCUGGUGGCGGUGGUCAUCAGUGUCCAGUGGGUCAGCGCUGAUUAUGGCAUUGACAAAACAGUGUGUUCGCCAGCAACGCAGAAAGUGAUUUCCCCGCCCCCGGCCAUCACGACCGGCAAGUUGUUCUCCGUGGCAAUAGAAUGGCGGGAGCUCAUCAGCCAGCGGACAUACAACGUCAGAGAGUAUUACGACGAGGAACGGAAGCUGGGCAGUCUCUACAUCCAGAUUCCACCCCAGCAGAAUGUCAAGGUCAUCUUUGACUACAACACUGACCUGGCGCUCACCAUACAGCUACCAAGUAGUCAGAAUGCUGAGGCGACGUGCAGCGUGAGCAAGAUUGGACCACAGAUGUACCGUUAUGACGACCUGCCGUGGCUCACUUCUGUCAUGCUGGUGUACCGGGCCAUGAUGGCGUCUGAGGACACUCGAUAUGUGGCUAAUUCCACGGUGAAGGCCAUCCGGUCAUAUCCCGUCAGCGAAUGGAGUGCCUGCAUGUAUGACUAUUUCAUAGACAUCACCAGCAACACGAAAAUGUUUUUUUUAAACGACUCAGGGCAGAGUUGGAUGACCCCCCACCUACCGCCGGCCGAGCCCCUUCCGGUCCAGAUGACGAUGCACGCCAAGCGCCACACCAACACCUCGGUACAGGAAUACAGCGUGGUCGGCGACUUCACGGACUUCACACCCUUCCCAGUGUUCCCCGAAGAUGCGUUCCUGACUCCGUCCGGGGUGUUCUGUCCAGGUCGACCACUGACAAAAGAGCUGCCACCUGUAUCGGACCAGUUCUACAUGUUGAUGGAGGUCAUAGACAUGGACUUAAGGAAGAUCACAUUUGAUGAGGUGUGGUUUGACAGUAUAAACCGCCGAGUGCGGCAUGACACCAAAGAAUCUCUCGGCUCCGACCCCAACCCACUGUCUUACAUCUAUAAUUUCGAGACAGGUGCGAGGUAUGAGAGGGACACGUACCUCGGUACGUGUGAUGUUGAACUUAUCCGGGGCGGCGAUGAGUAUACGGCUGUCACUGCCGACAAUCACAUAACUAUUCAAAAUGCCUCGGAGCUGUUCCAUUACGAACAAGCGUCAAUCCAGUAUGCUGGGGAGAUGACGACCCGUGGCACGCUGUGUGACGUAUGGAUCGGGGUCUACUUUGACGUUGACUCCAACAUCAACGCCACGGUGCAGUGGUAUUUCGCGAAGAAAGGCUGGACGCAAGCUGUCGGGACGGUUGUUGUCACGGGCAGUUUCUACCGGAUGGACUUAUGGAGGGGCGGAUCCACGAACCCGGUGAUCUAUAACAUCCACAAGUACACCCCCCAGGCGCAGCACUGGGCCGUGUUUGACUGCGGCGAGUGUUACAAGUAUAACAGUAAAAUACACUUCGUCAUUCAACUCCUUGCUAUGGACAACUUUACCCAACACACUGUCAGCGAGUCCUACCUAUAUGAUCUCAUGCAGGAUGAACUGACAGACCUCAUCUACGAGGAAGCCAACAGAAUGUCCAACAUUCAGGUGGAGUUCGACGGCGGGAACUACCUGUAUGUGUCCGGCCUACUUCUGGACCGGACACCGGUGACCAACGCCCAGGUAGCCAAUCCCGUGAAGCAGCAUCCCCUUCUUCCCGCCUACAACUUCCUCAAGGGGACGGUGGAGACUCAGAGGCUGGUGCUCGUCACCAGCGUGGAGGGCAAGCCGAUUCGACUUAAGACGGAGCGGAUCCAGCAAAUAUCCUUUCCCGAGGACUUCAGCACAGUGACAACACCAACCAACCCAACCACAGCCUUCCUGAUCCCCACGUUACCUGGCAACCUACCUGUCCCGUCUCCCACAAGCCAAGAGAAGACCCCACAACCCAUCAACACGCCAACCGGUCGCCCUGCCCUCACACCCAGGGCUACGGCGCCACCCAUCGUCCACGUCACAACAUCUUCUUCGACUCCACGUCCACCAAGUACUACGAGUAAAGCUGUCUGCUCAUGUCCAACUUGUUCUUGUCCAACGGUCACCUGCCCGCCGAGGACGAGUUCGCCGUGUCCGACAGUGACCACUCAGCAGGCAGUCACAGCCCCGCCCAAACCUUGCCCCACCCAGAAGCUACAGACACAGGCACAACACACACAUGCAGGAGUGUCAACUGGUAAAGCUGUCUGCUCAUGUCCAACCUGUUCUUGUCCAACGGUCACCUGCCCGCCGAGGACGAGUUCGCCGUGUCCGACAGUGACCACUCAGCAGGCAGUCACAGCCCCGCCCAAACCUUGUCACACGCAGAAGCUACAGACACAGGCACAACACACACAUGCAGGAGUGUCAACUGGUGCUUUUGGGGGUGCUAUCAUUGUAUCCCUGAUCCUAGGGGCGGUUUUGUGUCUCAUGGUGAUUGUGGUCACAAGCCGCUACAGGGAACUGCCAUGCAUCGGACAACCACACCAAGACACAGAGACAAUCCCGCUAGACAACUACUCCACGUCGUGAUGUUUCACUGGUGUUCUGUGAUUGUAUAGAGUUGUGAUUGAACAUUCUCGACAAUGAAAAGAUACCUGACACAGUGUUUACAAAAUGAACACCAUGCAUAUAACUUCAUGUCCGCACCAAAUUUACAUUUAUUAAAUAUAACUAUCUUUGUUUAUGGAAUGAAAAUAUUUGAUGACAAAAUGCCUGCAUUUGAUGCCUGGUGCGUCUGAAUUGAUAACAGCUUUUUAUUGAACUCAAAGCAGUGAAUAUGUUGCAUAAACAGAGUGAGUAAGUGGU
Haliotis rufescens (red abalone) is the source of this 2932-nucleotide messenger RNA. RefSeq lists its product as uncharacterized. NCBI's taxonomy places the organism in Eukaryota, Metazoa, Mollusca, Gastropoda, Lepetellida, Haliotidae. The record is from RefSeq and is a predicted model, not a curated record. Bases 92 to 2656 code for a protein of 854 amino acids. The transcript is spliced from 18 exons.